AUGUCAAAAAAGCAAAAUAUAAAACAAACGAGAUUGAACUUUGUUCAAAAAACAGAGAUCAUUGCAAAAAUUGACAAAGGUGUAAGUGGUAAACAGUUGGCAUUUGAUUAUGGUGUUUGUGAAGCAACAAUAACAAAAAUUAAGAAGAAGAGAUUUGAAAUUUUAGAAGCAGUUUCAAAUUCAUAUGGUGAUUUAAACAGGAAAACACUGCAUAAACCAGAAUUUAUUGAGCUGGAACAAAAAAUUUAUGAUUGGUUUUUGAUGCAAAGACAACGUAAUUGUAAUGUUAAUGGCGCAAUGUUAAAAUCAAUUGCUAAGACGGAGUUUGCAAGACUUUACCCACAAAAACAGUUUUCUGCAAGUGAUGGAUGGCUGACAAACUUUAAGAAACGAUAUGGCAUUCGCAAUCUUAAAAUUUGUGGUGAAAUACUUUCGAGUGACACAGCAGAAAUAACUCCUUUUAUUCACAAGUUACGGACCACAAUGGAUGAAAUGGGAAUAACCGAGGCACAGUUAUACAAUGCGGAUGAGUCUGGUCUCUUUUACCGUAUGCUGCCAGAUCGCACAUUCGUAGCAGCAACUGAAAAGACUGCACCUGGCCGAAAAAUACUAAAAGAAAGGAUAACAUUUAUGCUGUGUGCAAAUGCCGAUGGAUCCCACAAAUUGAAACCCAUGGUGAUUGGUAAAUCUGCAAAUCCACGUUGUUUUUCCGGAUUCAACAAUCCAUUGGAAUACGUAAAUUCUAAAAAAGCGUGGAUGAACUCCCAACUGUUUUCUGAAUGGUUUCACAAUUCGUUUACUAAACAGGUUCGUACUUUUUGCUCAGGAAAUAAUUUACCACAUAAGGCAUUGUUGCUAGUUGACAAUUGUUCAGCUCAUAAGCCAAUUGAACGGCUAAAGUCUGAUGACGGUAACAUUGUAACAAUGCUUCUACCACCGAAUGUGACAGCGGUAAUACAGCCAAUGGAUCAAAACCCGAUAAGGCUAGUUAAAUUGGGCUACAGAAGCAAACUUUUAUGCAACAUUAUGGCACAGAAACAUUUGACCAUUGCAUUAACAUUAAAGCAACAUUCCAUUCGUGACGCAAUAAUGUUGCUAAAGUCGGCUUGGGACGAAUUGCCACAAACCGUCUUGAUCAACGCUUGGAACAAAAUAAGAAAGUGGGGUGAUAAUGAGUACGAUGAGGAAGAUAAUAUUCCAUUGGCUCAACUUAUUGAAACGAGUGUGAAUGACGAAUACGCUCAAUUACUCCAGGAAGUGUCAUUAUUGUUGGAGAGGGUGGGUAAUAACACUGUAAUUGAUAGUGAGGACAUUGAAAACUGGAAUGACGACAAAGAAACUGCUGAUGAAAUAGAAAUUUUGUCAGACACUUCAGAUGGAGAAGAAGUCAGCCAGGAACCCAAAGUGACAUAUGCGGAAGCAAUUCAAAGCGUAAACAACUUGAUCCACUGGUUUAAACAUGAAAACGAUGCAAAUCAGGUGUCAGACUUAUUGAAUUGUCGUACAAAAAUGGUCAGAAAAUAUAUUGCAAAAGAAAAAAACAAAAGAAUAUUCAAGAUUUUUUCUCUUCAUAGUAAAUACAUAUGUAUGUAUGUAAAUGUAAAUAUGUUUUUCAUGUAAAUCCAUAUGUUUUAUUGAAGCAAAUAAAUGAAUGAAUUUUUUAAGUUUAAAAA
Messenger RNA from Bactrocera dorsalis (oriental fruit fly), 1673 nucleotides. Its product is annotated as jerky protein homolog-like. Gene Ontology annotation, molecular function: DNA binding. Lineage: Eukaryota; Metazoa; Arthropoda; Insecta; Diptera; Tephritidae. Gene Ontology annotation, cellular component: nucleus. The transcript has 2 exons. The coding region runs from base 1 to 1620 and encodes 539 amino acids. The record is from RefSeq and is a predicted model, not a curated record.